Molecule: messenger RNA, 1817 nt
Organism: Pleuronectes platessa (European plaice)
Lineage: Eukaryota; Metazoa; Chordata; Actinopteri; Pleuronectiformes; Pleuronectidae
Gene: srprb
Product: SRP receptor subunit beta
Exons: 7
Coding region: 93-926 (277 amino acids)
Biological process (GO): protein targeting to ER
Cellular component (GO): signal recognition particle receptor complex
Source: RefSeq, a predicted model, not a curated record
CCUGUUGACUCCACAGCCUCUGUGCAGCCGGCAGACACAAGGAGACGUGUCCCACUCUCGUAGCAGGGCAGCGAUUAGCUUUACUCGGGCAUAUGGGAUCAGACAGCACCGGGGGAAACAUGGUAGAGAAGGCAGACGUGGAAAUGGAAAUGGCCGACAACCCGUUCGAGCCCUACAUGGAGUCUCUCCGGCAGCAGCUGGAGGAGCAGGACCCGGUUCUCCUCAUCGCGCUGAUCGUCGCCCUGGCGGUUGUUGUCAUCACCUGUGUGUUUCUGAAGUACUUCCUGAGCAGUAAGACUGUGCGCAGCGCGGUGCUGCUGGUCGGACUGUGCGAGUCCGGGAAGACGCUGCUCUUCAGCCGGCUGCUGUCAGGCAAGUUCAAGCGGACACAGACCUCCAUCACUGACAGCAGUGCUCCGUACAAAGCUAAAAACGACAGGGCCUGCACCUGGACUCUCAUUGACCUGCCGGGACAUGACAGUCUGCGUCCUCAGUACCUGGAGAAGUUCAAGUCUGCAGCCAGAGCAAUCGUGUUUGUAGUGGACAGCGCCAUCUUCCAGAAGGAGGUGAGGGAUGUGGCAGAGUUCCUGUACGUCCUGUUGACAGAUUCUGUGAUCUCCAGAAAUGGUCCAGCCAUCCUGGUGGCGUGCAACAAACAAGAUAUCACCAUGGCAAAAUCAGCUAAACUGAUUCAGCAGCAGCUGGAAAAGGAACUGAACACCUUGCGGGUGACUCGCUCCGCAGCCCUCAGCGCUCAGGAUGGCUCCAUUGGUGGCAGCAUGUAUCUGGGAAAGAAGGGCAAGGACUUCGAGUUCAGCCAGUUGCCCAUGAAGGUGGAGUUCCUGGAGUGCAGCGCCCGCGGUAGCAAGGGUGAAGAGGGGGAGGCAGACAUCCAGAACUUGGAGAAAAGCCUGGCUAAGCUGUAAAACGAUUAAACUCAACAUCCUCCGAGGCACAGACCUAAGAUCUGGUCACCCCCGUGUCCACUGUCACCUCAAUAAUCAAGAGGGACAAAUCCAUCUCGGUGGAGGUCUGACAGGAGUCAAACAUGGUCCUAUCCUUACAUGACAUUAAAGUUAGAAGAACAUUUGAGAUAUAUUCAGUGAGAAAACACCAAAAAAGACUGAAAGCUUGGAGCUGUGCGUCAGGAUGCUCUGCAGUGCUUCUUCAAUACAAAUCUUACUGUGAACAAUUAUAUUUAAAACGCUUUAUCUGAAUUAGCUUAAAAGGAUUUUGAAAAAAUACAUCUGUGGUUUGCAGUUCAAAGAAAGUAUCGUAGUUUAUUUAGCAUUUUCUAACUCUUUGCUCAUCUGACCUUUGAAAACAGGUGUGAAUUGCAUUUAUUCAUCAAGUUGAACAGUCAGAGUUGUGCCUUUUUUCUAGUGUUCUUAAAGAGAAGUGUUUGGCUUGUUUGCAGGAGAAUGAUGGUUGACUUGUGUGGAAGAAUUUGCAAUGAAUGUAUGAAUCUGUCGAGUCAUAAAAAAAUGAAAUGUCUGUAGUUGUUGAGCGUGUUUUAAAACCAGACAAUAUAUUUUUGAUGCUUGGUGACAGAAAAAAAGUUCCACUCUCAGUUUAGACAAAUCCAUGGUGCUGUAGUGUUAUACAGUCAGACUUGUUUAACUGUAAAACAGUAAAUUGAGCUAGGAAAGAUUCUUAGGCAGCAAAGACAAUUUACCCAUGUACAGAAAAAGAUUUCAUGGCUUUAGCAUAAUUACAUGAGGGAUUUGCGGGCUGUCAGUUCACAGGAUGCUGCGUCACAUUCAUUUCAAAAACUGCACCACUGUUCCUCAGAGCAAUUAAAAAGUGUUGCUGUGUGA